Messenger RNA from Bufo gargarizans (Asiatic toad), 1884 nucleotides. Its product is annotated as monoacylglycerol lipase abhd6-A-like. Gene Ontology annotation, molecular function: catalytic activity. The transcript has 9 exons. Lineage: Eukaryota; Metazoa; Chordata; Amphibia; Anura; Bufonidae. The coding region runs from base 252 to 1265 and encodes 337 amino acids. The record is from RefSeq and is a predicted model, not a curated record.
GGGGGGUAGAUGCCGGUGCGCAGGGUGUCCCUCCGAUGCUACACACACCGGCGGAGACUUCCUAUCCUCUGUGCUCCGCCAGCGGCUCCCGCAGUGACACUGCCAUCUAGUGGCGGCGGGCGGUAAUUUCCGUCGGCUCGCUCUGUGAUCUGUCAGUGCGGCAUUUCCGGGUCUGAUCCUGCAGUGAGAUCCCGGGACUGACCGGAGAAUUCUCUGGAAACAGGGGCCGGCAGGGUCUGACCAGAAGGAAUAUGGAUCUGGAUGUACUAAACAUGUUCCUCAUCGCCGGAGGUACCUUGCUUAUCCCAAUAUUGGCUUUCGUGACCUCUUUCUUUCUUUGGCCGGCUGCACUCCUCAGAAUUUAUUACUGGUACUGGAGAAGGGCCUUGGGGAUGCAGGUCAAGUAUGUCACCUGUGAGAACUACACCUUCUGUUACACAUCCCGUGGACGACCAGGGCCAAAGCCAUCAAUCCUCAUGUUACAUGGGUUCUCUGCUCAUAAAGACAUGUGGCUGGCUAUAGCCAAGUUCCUUCCUAAAAACUUGCACGUGAUUUGUGUGGAUAUGCCUGGACAUGAGGGAACCACGCGCUCCGCUUUAGAUGACUACACCUUCAGUGGGCAGGCGAAAAGAAUACACCAGUUUGUUGAAAGCAUAAAUUUGAAUAAAAAGCCGUUCCAUCUUGUGGGCACGUCCAUGGGGGGAUGUGUCGCUGGGGUCUAUGCUUCCCUGUAUCCCUCUGACAUCUCCAGCCUGACUCUCAUCUGUCCUGCAGGUUUGCAGCAUCCUAAGGACAGCAAAUUUCUGAAACAUCUGAAUGAGGUCAAGGAAUCUGGUGACGACGCAAAAAUCCUCCUUAUUCCUUCCACUGCUGAAGAAAUGGAGCAAAUGCUGAAGCUUUGUUCAUACGUUCGCUUCAAGAUCCCUCAGCAGGUCUUACAAGGGUUUCUUGAAGUUCGCAUUCCUCACAAUGACUUUUAUAGAAAAGUAUUUUUAGAUCUUGUAGAAGAGAAGUCGCGUUACUCUCUACAGGACAACAUGCAUAAAAUUACUGCUCCUACUCAAAUAAUAUGGGGCAGACAGGACCAGGUUCUUGAUGUUUCUGGAGCAGAAGUCUUGGCUAAUGCCAUACCAGGAAGCCAAGUGGAGAUACUGGAGAACUGCGGACAUUCAGUAGUGAUGGAACGACCUCGAAAAUCUGCAAAACUGAUGGCGGACUUUUUAUCUUCCUUGCAAAGCACAGAGAACAAUAAGAAGCAUGAUUAAACCUUCAAGAAGGCUCAGGACUCCUUAUGGUCUUCUCCAUACUGUAUUUCUCUGAGUGUCUCAGGGGAUCAUGUAGAACUUCUAGGAAAGUAGCUUAGUUCCUUGUGAACAGAAGACCAGAACUGUGUCUGAAUUCGGAUGACUUCCAGAUCAGCGGGGUUGCGCACAAUGGGUGUCGCAAGCUGUGGCAUUGACAAAAGCUGUUUCGUUGUAACUGGUGCUCGCUGGCAUUGUAAUAGUUAAAGCCUUCAUUCCAACUGAUACAAUACUCCAGAGUCCAAUGACCCGACGACGCUAUGUAAUGAUAGAAGCGUGAUGAAUUUGGCUCAUAAAUUAUAAGAUAUAACAAAAGUCAAGUAAGAGAAUCCCAUUAAUAGUGAUAAGCGGUGAGACAAUUUCACAAUUAUAUUGGCCACGUUACGUGGCUGAGGCAUAUAAAAACAUUGCACCACUUGCAGUGUGUGCGCUUAUAUCUGGGUAUUGUGCCUUCCAAGCAGUUUUAUGAGGAGAACGUCAUACAAAUCAGCACUGACACUGUGCCCAUGAUGGAUGAUUCUGCUGCUAUACAAUGAGCACUGCAUGGCUGUUUAUUGCCCAAGUCAUUUCCCUGUGGAAUUAG